This is a messenger RNA of Colletotrichum abscissum, 1560 nucleotides long. RefSeq names its product NCS1 nucleoside transporter. The transcript is spliced from 3 exons. Gene Ontology annotation, cellular component: plasma membrane; fungal-type vacuole membrane. Gene Ontology annotation, molecular function: transmembrane transporter activity. The record is from RefSeq and is a predicted model, not a curated record. Lineage: Eukaryota; Fungi; Ascomycota; Sordariomycetes; Glomerellales; Glomerellaceae. Bases 1 to 1560 code for a protein of 519 amino acids. Gene Ontology annotation, biological process: transmembrane transport.
AUGGCUAUAUUCGAGACCAAGAGCGACAUUUCGUCGACUGGCGGGGAAAAGAAGUCGGCAACCGAUGUCGAGCGAGGCUUCUUGGGGGAUGAUCAUGCCGUUCACCAGGCUGACUUCGCAACCGGAACCAGCACAUACGCAAGACUGCAAAGGCUGGCGGGCAAGCUUGGUGUCGAGCAGAGAGGUAUCGAGAGGGUCCCCGAAGACGAACGAAUCAACGAUGCCGUCGCCAACGUCGGAACGUUGUGGUGCUCUGCCAAUAUGGUAGUCUCAUCCUUUGCCAUUGGUGUUUUGGCUAUUCCAGUCUUCAGUCUCGGAUUUGUUGAUACGGCUUUGACCAUUGUCUUUAUCAACUUUCUGGGAGUCUUACCGGUCUGCUUCUUCUCGACUUUCGGCCCCACAUUCGGUUUGCGACAAAUGGUCUUGUCCCGUUACUGGUUUGGCUUCUACGCUGUCAAGCUGAUUGCGGUCUUCAAUAUCCUUGCCUGUCUAGGUUGGUCGGCAGUGAACACCAUCGUCGGUGCUCAACUCUUCCAUGCGGUCAACAACAACAUGCCUGGGUGGGCUGGUAUCCUCGUUAUUGCCAUCUCGACUCUGAUGAUUUGCACCUUUGGUUACCGAAUUGUCCACACUUACGAGCGAUUCUCUUGGAUCCCCUGCGCCAUCAUCUUCCUCAUCGUUCUCGGCGUCUUUGCGCACUCGGGCAAGUUCAACAGCAUGUUGCCCAUGAGCACCGGCCCGUCAGAAGCGGGCUCUGUCCUUUCCUUCUCUGCCAGCGUUUACGGCUUCGCGACGGGCUGGACAUCCUACGCGGCCGAUUACACGUGCUACUACCCGGCGUCCACUUCCAGAAUGAAGGUCUUCCUCGUCACCUUCUGCGGCCUCUUCUUCACCCUGUGCUUCACCGAGUUGCUGGGAGCCGCCGUCAUGACUGCCAGCGUUACUGACCCCACGUUUUCCGACGCCUACGCCAACUCUGGAAUCGGAGGUCUUUUGGCAGCCGUUCUGGUCACCAAGCUGGGUGGCUUUGGCCAGUUCUGCCUCGUCAUCCUCGCCCUUUCGAUCAUCGCCAACAACUGCCCCAAUAUCUACUCGGUCUCGCUCUCUCUGCAGGUCCUGUCCAGAAAGACCGAGCGUAUUCCCCGAUUCAUCUGGGUCUUUGUUGGCACUGGCAUUUACAUUGCCAUCAGCAUUCCGGGCUACGAUCACUUCGAAUCAUGGCUCGAGAACUUCAUGCUCAUCAUCGCUUACUGGCUCGCCAUCUACGAGGGCGUCAGUCUCACUGAUCACGUCGUUUUCCGUCGUGGCAUCAGAGGGUACGACAUCAGCGACUGGGACACGCCUUCGCGCCUACCCCCUGGAUUCGCCGCCAUCGUGGCUUUCUUGAUGGGCGUCAUGGGUGCCGUGCUCGGCAUGUCACAAAGCUGGUUCACCGGUCCCAUUGGCAAGCUUGCCGGCGGAAGCUUUGGCGGUGAUAUUGGCUUUGAAUUAGCCUUCUCUUUUGCAGCAGUCUCCUACGUGGUGCUGCGCACAGUCGAGAAGAAGUUUUUCAAGAGAUAG